ACUGGAAUAUUUAUAACAGCACAGAGAUACUAAAUGAACUAAACGUGAAGUCUAGAAUUUCUUGUGCCAUGUAUUGCCUUCAGUAUGAAAUGCCUUGUCUUGGUUUUGAACUCUACAGAAUGUCGGUUGCUACAUCGUGUCGUUUGUUCCACAGAGCUUCGCGCCAAAACUGCGUAUCGUCGUCUUCAUCGACAUCGUCUUUUUACGGUUUAAAAAAUAUUUAUGAGAUAACUACUUCAGUAAUGCAAACAACGACAGUUACUGAGGAAGUCACAACUUCUGUGAUUUUACCAACGACAGUUAACCCUUGUCAAAAUGGCGGUACUUUGACCGGAAGCACGUGUUCUUGCGUGUUUGGUUGUUCUGGACAAUACUGCCAAACCUGUAUCAAUGAAUGUUCCGACGUUACCGGGGUAUCCGGAACAGGCACAGCUUGGAUAAGGCCAAAUGGAUUUGACGUUGCUAAACAGGUCUGGUGUAAUUUUGACUUCGGCGUAACAUAUCUCCAAAUACGUAAAUAUGGGAAUGUCAAUUUUAAUCGUUCUUUUGUCGAGUACGAAAAUGGUUUCGGAGACGCAAGUGGCGACUACUGGCUCGGGAAUAAGUAUGCAUACAUACUGACAACCCUACGAGGAUUUAAUGCUGGAUUAACUUUGAUGAAAUCUGGUAAUACCGUCAAGGUAUAUUACUAUAGUUUUGUCAUUUUGGACUCAGCGGCCAGUUAUGCUGUACAAUACUCGUCAUCAAGCUCGGCUUCAUACCCCGACUUCAAAGGCAACGCAUUUCAAACAUACGACACUAUAAGCGCAUGCGCUGUUUCACUUGGUUGUGGAUGGUGGUUUGGAUCAACAUGUUCUUCUGGAAGUCUCAAUGGACCAUAUCCAGUUGCCUACGGAGUAUAUUCUGGAGCUACCACCACAAUGAUAGGAAUAUAUUAAUGUCAAACUGAUUCUUGAAAUGUAUUUAUGACACCAUCUCAUGUGUUUGUAGACCACCAAUCGGGUGAAUUCUCUUCUUGAGAAUUCAAUAAUAGUCACAGGCCUCCGAUAUUUAAUCACACAA
Saccostrea cuccullata (small rock oyster) is the source of this 1062-nucleotide messenger RNA. RefSeq names its product angiopoietin-1-like. The coding region runs from base 69 to 938 and encodes 289 amino acids. The record is from RefSeq and is a predicted model, not a curated record. NCBI's taxonomy places the organism in Eukaryota, Metazoa, Mollusca, Bivalvia, Ostreida, Ostreidae. The transcript has 3 exons.